UUUUACAUUUAUUCUCUUUUAAUUCCAAUUCCGCUGUUAAGUCGCCAAACAUUCGGCUUAUUUUAUAAGGACCCAGCCAGUCGCAAUCAAAUUUAGAAGUUCUAGGCUCCUUGAGUAGAUAUACCAUAUCGCCUACUUUAAAUUUACAUGGGUUUAAUUUCUUAUCGUAGUAACCCUUACUUCUCUGUUUUGCUUUCUCUAGAUUUCGCGCAGCCAUAGUCUGUGUGGUGGUGAUUUUAUUGAAAAGCUCCUCAAAAUGCUGUGCAAAAGUUCGAGGCGUUUGUCCCUUGGCAAAUUCAGAAGUGAACCUAAAGACUGAGGAUGGAAAGCUGUUGAAGUUAUUCUUUGAAUCUUGAAAAUCCUACAGAAAUGUUUCAUCACCUGACUAGUGAAAUUCCUUCCCUGGUCAGUAUGGAUUACCCUGUGGACACCCAAUCUGCUAAAAAAUUGCUCAGUAAAUGCAUGAGCGACUGUUUUCGUGUCGAUGGUUCUCAAAGAAACUGUUACCGAGGUCACGAUCCCUUUGGGAAUCCCAGUGCCAACUUGUCCACGCUGCCUAGUUUCCUUACUAAGGCAUUCCACAACAUCAACCCUAGGACCAUGCAAGCAUGUAUUCACGCACGCUGGGCAAAUAAAUGGCCUGUCGGGUUGAAAACAUUUUCCCGUGCCGCACCCGCAUGUACAUCUGGGGUGGAUUUCACGGUGGGUCCAGCAUAUCCACUAGCUGCGACCUCAUUCUCACACUCACCCGAAACCACUCUUCGAAGUGAGGACAACCACACAGUAAACCACACAGUAACGGGGAUCACACCCCUGCGCUGGCACAAGCUGCACCGGGACCACACAGGCACCCAAAUAGGAUGAUCCCUUCAGAGAUUUAAAUAAACUUCCUGAUGAUACUACUUCCAAAUACAAAGUUCCUUGCACUUUGUUA
Osmia bicornis bicornis is the source of this 934-nucleotide messenger RNA. RefSeq lists its product as uncharacterized. The transcript is spliced from 3 exons. NCBI's taxonomy places the organism in Eukaryota, Metazoa, Arthropoda, Insecta, Hymenoptera, Megachilidae. The coding region runs from base 370 to 864 and encodes 164 amino acids. The record is from RefSeq and is a predicted model, not a curated record.